AUGUGUUCACCAAAUCAUACUGAAUGCAUCACAUUUCACAUUAUAUUUGUAUGUUUUAUUGACUUAUAUACUAACAAUAUAAACAUUGUUCACCCCACAGAGAGACACUCACUGAAGUAUUUCAUCACUGCAUCUUCUGGAAACCCAAACAUCUCAGAGUUUAUGGGUGUUGGGAUGGUUGAUGGCAUCGAGGCGGGUUACUGUGACCUCAGAAACAGGAUAUUGGAAAUAAAACAGGACUGGGCGAAGAAAAUAGUGGACAAAGACCCUCGGCAGUUACAGUAUUACACUCAUGUGUGCUUUGAGAAUCUGCCACCCUUCUUCACAGAUACAAUAUCCACUGUGAAGCAGGAUUUCAACCAAACUGGAGGUGUCCACUUUUUACAGAGGAUAGAUGGCUGUGAAUGGGAUGAAACCACUGGCAAGGUGACCGGAUUGACACGUUAUGGGUAUGAUGGAGAGGACUUUAUUGAGCUUGAUCUAAAGACACUGACAUGGAUCGCACUGAAACCAGAGGCUGUCAAUACCAAAAUAAGAUGGGAGAGAGCAGGACUGAGAAACACUCAAAACUUUCUCACUGUGGUUUGUCCAACUUGGCUGAAGACAGUUUGGAACACUGAAAGAAGUUCCCUGCAGAGAAAAGUUCUUCCUUCAGUGUCUCUACUCCAGAAGACUCCCUCCUCUCCAAUCAGCUGCCACGCUACAAGUUUCUAUCCUGGCAGAGCCAAGAUGUUCUGGAGGAAAGAUGGGGAGGAGAUUCAUGAAGAUGUUUAUCUUGGAGAAAUCCUCCCCAACAAUGAUGAGACCUUCCAGAUGAGUGCUGACCUGAGUGUAUUAUCAGUCACACCUGAAGACUGGGGAAGGUACGACUGUGUGUUUCAGCUCUCUGGUGGUGAGAACAUCAUCACAAAUCUGAAUGAAAGCAUUAUCAGGACCAACUGGAAAGCUCCUGUCAGUGUCACUGAACUCUCUGUGUGACUGAAUCAACAUCACGUAGACAAACACAGCACCCUACAACCGAGGAUACACACCUCCAGUUAGACAAGUUUAGGGAACCGAAGAUUCAUGGUUAUUUU
Messenger RNA from Pelmatolapia mariae (spotted tilapia), 1076 nucleotides. RefSeq names its product major histocompatibility complex class I-related gene protein-like. Bases 1 to 978 code for a protein of 325 amino acids. The transcript is spliced from 4 exons. Gene Ontology annotation, cellular component: external side of plasma membrane. Lineage: Eukaryota; Metazoa; Chordata; Actinopteri; Cichliformes; Cichlidae. The record is from RefSeq and is a predicted model, not a curated record. Gene Ontology annotation, biological process: immune response.